AAAGUGCAUUCUAGUUUGGACAUGACUUUCAGCAUCUCUUCCAUAUUGCAUCUCAGUUUAAUUGCUAUUGACAGGUACUGGGCCAUUUGUGACCCUCUGAGGUACAAAAUGAGGGUCACAAACAACACUGUGACUGUAUUUAUUACCUUCACAUGGCUGUUUUCAUUUGUGUACAGCUUUUCUGUUGUGUUUACGGGGGUAAACAAUGUUGGUUUGGAGGAACUUAUAUUACAGAUUUCUUGUUUUGGUGGCUGUGUUUUGUUUUUUAACAAAGAAUGGGGCUUAAUUUGUGCACUUUUUGUGUUUCUGAUUCCAGGAACUAUCAUGAGCUCUCUAUACAUGAGCAUCUUCAAUGUUGUGAAAAAACAUGCAAAAGUCCUGUCAGAGAAAGUGUCUGUUGGCCCCACUGUAGGCGGUAAUUGCCAAACAUCUUCACAGAGAGAGAGGAAAGCAGCUAAAACUCUGGCCAUUGUCAUGGGUGUUUUUUAUCUCUGCUGGCUUCCUUUUUUUACUGCCACUGCUAUUGACCCUUUCCUUAAUUUUGUGACUCCUGUUGAUGUUUUUGAUGCUUUGGUUUGGUUUGGAUAUUUUAACUCCACUUGUAACCCCUUGAUCUAUGGCUUUUUCUAUCCCCGCUUUCAGAAGGCCUUUAAGAUUCUCAUAUCCACUUAUAUCUGUGGCAUCAGUGAGUCACACACCUUGACAUUUGAAUGA
Sinocyclocheilus anshuiensis is the source of this 714-nucleotide messenger RNA. Its product is annotated as trace amine-associated receptor 4-like. Gene Ontology annotation, cellular component: membrane. The transcript has a single exon. Gene Ontology annotation, biological process: G protein-coupled receptor signaling pathway. The annotation marks the transcript as partial. Gene Ontology annotation, molecular function: trace-amine receptor activity. The record is from RefSeq and is a predicted model, not a curated record. NCBI's taxonomy places the organism in Eukaryota, Metazoa, Chordata, Actinopteri, Cypriniformes, Cyprinidae.